This is a messenger RNA of Glarea lozoyensis ATCC 20868, 816 nucleotides long. RefSeq lists its product as uncharacterized. Lineage: Eukaryota; Fungi; Ascomycota; Leotiomycetes; Helotiales; Helotiaceae. The transcript is spliced from 3 exons. The record is from RefSeq and is a predicted model, not a curated record. Bases 1 to 816 code for a protein of 271 amino acids.
AUGUUCGCGUUGUAUCUUGAUAUACAGAAGCAAAAAGUCCUUGAAGAUUUAGAUGAUGUGGAAGCCCAGGGUUGGUGGAAGAGCUUUAUUGGAAAAUGGAAUCGUGGAGAACUUGCAGAGGGUUGGUAUGAUCCCGAAACUCUGCAGAAAGCAGUACAAAAUCAAGCAGCGGAAUCAGCAUUUGAUGGACCUGAAAAGGCAAUGAGUACUGAGCCGCGAAGGCGUUCGCCCAAAGGCCGUGGGACAGAAUCUGCGGGAAGGAGACGAAACGAAGUCGAAGACAACAGCGACAGCGAUGGCUCUAUCGGGCCUGCUUUGCCCGAACAGGAUGGCAGAUCAAGAGGUGGCAGAAUGGGACCUAGCAUUCCCAAUAUGCAAGACUUGGAGCUUAAACGAGAAAUGGACGAAGAAGAUGGGCUUCUGAGACGAGACGAUAUAAGAUUCGCUAGAAAAAUUGACCGUAAAGAACAGAAAGCCGCUUUGGACGAAUUAGUCCCACGAGCAGAGGCAGGGACUCGAGAGCGUCAAUUAGAGAAAAAGAAGGAAGUGAACGAAACAAUGAAGGCAUUUCGAGAAAAGUCGCCAGGGGCCGCGGAAGUGCCUGACACAGAAUUGAUGGGUGGUGGUGACGGAAUCAAUGAUUUCAAGAAGCAGAAACAAGAGCAUGAGCGGAAGAAGAACGAGAGGGAGCUGAGGAAAGAAGAAAUCUUAAGAGCACGGCAAGCAGAAAGAGAUGAGAGGCUACAAGAAUACCGUACAAAGGAAGAAGGCACCAUGGCUAUGUUGAAAGCUUUGGCUAAGCAAAGAUUUGGAUAA